Messenger RNA from Rhizophagus irregularis DAOM 181602=DAOM 197198, 1762 nucleotides. NCBI's taxonomy places the organism in Eukaryota, Fungi, Glomeromycota, Glomeromycetes, Glomerales, Glomeraceae. The record is from RefSeq and is a predicted model, not a curated record.
AAUGUCGUCAAAAUUUUUAGUAGAAUUAUCUAACGAUUACGAAAAACUUUUUGAAACAGAAAUAGGAUAUGAUGUUAUUAUUUAUGCUGGAGAAGAACCAAAUGUUAAAGAAAUUCAUGCACAUUCAAAUAUUUUAUGUAUUAGGUCAAAAUAUUUUCGUACUGCAUUUUCUAAUGAAUGGGCUGAAAAAAUAGACGGAAAAUUUAUUUUUAGAAAACCAAAUAUUUCACCUCAUUUAUUCAACAUCAUUCUUAGAUUUAUUUAUAGCGGAAAUAUUGAAUUGAAAAAUUUGCAAGGAUCAGAUGUAUUGAAAUUAUUAAUAGCAGUAGAUGAACUUAAUAUUCAACAAUUAAUUUCUCAUAUUCAAGAAUAUUUGAUUAAUCAUCAAACUGAAUUUUUACAUCAAAAUCCAACUGGUAUUCUUGAAACUGUUUAUCAACAUGAAACAUUUACGGAUUUAUGGAAUUUUUGUCUUGAAAAAGUUUGUGAAGAUCCUAAAAUCUUAUUUAAUUCUGAUAAUUUCACUAAUUUGAAAGCUCCUUUGUUAGAAUUAUUAUUAAAAAGGGAUGAUUUAAAUAUGGAUGAAAUUGAGAUUUGGGAAAGUUUAUUAAGGUGGUGCUUUACUCAACAAAAUAUUAAAAAUGAUCCGACAAAAUGGAGCAAAGAAGAUAUUACAAAGAUUGAGAGAUCAUUACAUAGAUUUAUUCCUUUGAUUAGAUUUUAUAAUAUUAGCCCUACAGAUUUUUUUUACAAGGUUUAUUGUUAUAAGGAAAUCUUACCACAAGAUUUGAUUCAUAAUCUUUUAGAAUUUCAUAUAGUUCCUAAUAUGAAACCUAAAACUAAUGUAGCACCUCCAAGAAAAUAUCUAAAGUUUAAACUUGAUUCAACCUUAAUUGAAUCAAAACAUGUUUCUCUUUUUGCAUCAUGGAUUGAUAAAAAAGAUUCCUCAUAUUAUAAUAGUAAAAAUUGUCCUUACGAAUUUAAGUUAUUAUAUCGUUCAGGUCAGGAUGGAUUUAAUGCGGAAUCAUUUCAUAAAAAUUGUGAUAAUAAAGGUGCUACUAUUUGGAUAGCAAAAAUUAAAGGCUCAACACAAUUAAUUGGAGGAUAUAAUCCACUUGACUGGGGUGGAAAUUGUGGUCAAAAAAACACUACAGAUAGUUUUUUAUUUAAUUUUACAGAUGGAAAUGAUAUUUCUUCUGUAAAAUUGGGUCCCAUAAAUAACCUGACCGGUGCUAGUGCUAUUUAUUGCUAUAAUAAUCAAGGGCCCAGUAUGGGAAGUUUAAAUAGCAAGAAUUCCAAUAAUUGGUCUUAUUAUGCUGGUAGUACCACUUACCCUAAUAUAGGUAUUCCAUCAAAAUUCACAAUAGAAAAUUAUGAAACAUUUAGCAUAGUUAAGCAAUAACACGUGAUGUUGAUUUAUGUCCAAAAAUAGUUUCAACAAUUUUCAUUUUCAAAAAUCACAUAAAAUUACCAUGAAUAUGUGAUUAUGGUAUUCAUUUUGCAACAUGGAAAUAACCAAUAAAUUGUUGUAGUUAAAUUACAAUUUCUAAAAUUUUUUAUAAAUCUUAAAAUUUUAAUUGUACCUUGCUUCUUAGUAGACGGAAUUAUCAUGAAAAUUUUAAAAUAUUUACUAGAGUUAAAUAUUAUCAUGUCGUAGUUUCAAUGGAUGGACUAACAUUUAAUGAGAAUAUUAUUGAGAUACAAUAAUUUACAUGUACUGUAACUUCACUAUUUUUAAUAAAUCUUCAAUAUGAUUUUAUCU